UCUGCCGGCGAGUGGGCAGGGGCGGGCUGAUCAGAUGCUCGCCCGUCCGAGCGGCAGGAGCAACGUGAAGCGUCGGUGAGGACUCGGGAACCGGGAAGCGCUGCGUGGCCGCACUCCCGGCACCGCGGCGGGGAUGAAGGGCAAACUGUUCGUGGCGCUCUCGCUCUCCUGCGUGCUCAGCUGUUUGCUGCUCUACAACCGCGCUGGCGGCGGCCUGGGCCAGUGGAAGCAGGCGGCCGCCAGCGAGCGGGUCGGAGCAGAUAAUGUUUCAAUUCUGGACAAUGUAACAACAACAGUCACCAAACCUGACCAGUUGGAGAAGUGUCCGAAUGAUCCACCAGAACUUGUUGGACCCCUGAGGAUCGUGUUUGACAAAGAGCAGUCAUUGGAAGAGAUAGCUGAAUUAAAUCCUUAUGUGACAUUUGGAGGGCGAUACAAGCCAACGGACUGCAUCCCUCUGCAACGCAUUGCCAUCAUCAUUCCAUUCCGCAAUCGCCAUCACCACCUGAGACACUGGCUCUACUACCUUCUCCCAAUCCUACGCCGGCAACAGGGAGAUUAUGGCAUUUACAUCAUUGAGCAGGCUGGUGAUGGAACAUUCAACCGUGCUAAGUUGCUCAAUGUGGGAUUUGCAGAAGCUUUGAAAGAGAAUAAUUACGACUGUUUCAUAUUCAGCGAUGUUGAUAUUAUACAGAAUGACAGGAACCUGUACCGUUGUAGCAAGAAUCCGCGUCAUCUGGCCUGUGCUAUGGACAAGUUCAGUUAUCGGUUGCCAUAUACUGGGUAUUUUGGAGGGAUUGUGGCUUUUACCAAGGACCAGUAUUUGAAAAUAAAUGGUUUCUCCAACAACUAUUGGGGCUGGGGGACUGAAGAUGACGACACAUACAUGAGAGUAACAUUGAGCGGCAUGACUGUUGAUCGGCCUGAUAACAACAUUGGAAGAACCAAAAUGAUACGACAUGAAAGAGACAAAGGAAAUGAGGUCAACGAAAAAAAUUAUGUUGUUUAUAACAAGAUGAAAUUUCCGAGGCACCAUGACGGCUACAAAUCCCUUAAAUAUUCAGUCAUCAAGAUGGAAAAAAAGGCAACUUUUCACCAUGAUAACAGUCGAUAUUGGAAAACCUCCAUCGUAGAGAACUGGAACAGUGCCUUCACACGCCACUUAUUAUGAGUGGAAUUAACCAAAGAAAUGUGUGUGUGUGUGUGCGCUGCCUAGGACCAAUGUUCGUACACUUAAACACACUGAUGACACAUGUUAAAUGACUCGAGUCUCCUUGCUUUAAAAGAAAUGAUCUGUUUCUGUCUCUUGCUUCUGUAGAUUUGAAGGAAGGGGCUAUUGAAAUGUGUUCGCGACAACCUUUUCUUGGGCAGAGAGAGGGUUCCUAAUGCUGCUUAGUAAUGAGGAUAGCAAGAGAGUGUGAGCAAAAGGAAAUGAUCUCUUGCUCUUGACUCAAAAUGAUUUCUUGCAUUGAUUCCUUCAGUUUCAUGUAUUUUUUCACAUUUUGUUUGGACAUAAAGGGAGGAAUCAAUCUGAUUGCAGACUUCUAGGGAGAUGACUUUCUUACAGGGAGCACUCCCUCAUUUGUAGUUCCUCCUCCACCUGUAUCUGGCUAGUAACCAAGUCUACCGAGAAGGGAUGAGAGUUCUUCGUCUCUCUCAGAAUCUAUAUAACUCUCAGGUAUGACUCGUGUGUUUUAUUUGCUAAUUGAUAAUUUUAUUUUUUUUUUCCUGUGUGCCAUAAGCUCAUUGUC
This is a messenger RNA of Pristis pectinata (smalltooth sawfish), 1751 nucleotides long. Its product is annotated as beta-1,4-galactosyltransferase 2-like. Gene Ontology annotation, molecular function: glycosyltransferase activity. The record is from RefSeq and is a predicted model, not a curated record. NCBI's taxonomy places the organism in Eukaryota, Metazoa, Chordata, Chondrichthyes, Rhinopristiformes, Pristidae. Gene Ontology annotation, biological process: carbohydrate metabolic process.